AGCUCUAUUAUUUGAACUCUCGUAAGCUUUCUUCUACUGCUCCGUCGGUGUCCGUCGCGUGAAGAGUUCGCCCGCCCUGCGAGGAGAGUGCUAUUAACGGGCUACGCCUUGUCACACGUCUUCCCGGACCGAUUGCUGAACCGUCCCGCUCUCCAACUCAGCACUGCCCUCGAUGGCGGCCACGUCUCCCCACCCCCCUGGAUCCCCACAUACCGUGGACGAUUCAGGUGUCCUCGUCGACUGCGAGCCAAUCCUCUCAGGCUACAGGCACCACGACUUCCCUGAUCUCUCCUCACGGCGCUUCGCACCUGAUGCGCUUCAGUCAAUCUCGCAACCUUUGGACCUGACCGUUGUGCACCACAAAGCCUUUUCCUUUGCCGCGGUUGUCGCAGCUACCGCACGCGUCCUUGGAGCCUACUGUGGUUGUCAAGACGUUCUCCUCGGUAUUUUGGCUACUCCGGGAGACAAGAUCCUUCCCGUGAGAGUGACAUGGGACGAGUCGCAGACAUGGGAGGACGUCACUGCUGCAAUCAGCGAGGCUAUCGCAGAUCCCUGUAGGCCCCAGCUACAUCCUGAUCUUCUUCGAGGUGCGCUCGAUUUGAGUGCGAAGCAAUCCCCCGCUUUAGCUCUUGUCAGUGCCGGCGUUCUCCCACCACCCAGCCUCGGUAGUUCCUUUCCCAUUACACUCGUCGUCGGCCAAGAGAGUUCUGAUUUGUCGGUCACCGCCUCGGAACGUAUCGUCCAUCGCUCGCAAUGCACUCUCAUUCUGUCGCAGGUCAUCGCGCUGGCCACACAUGCCGUCUCAAAUCCGCAAUCCUCUGUGGCUGCCCUCCCCCAAUUGCCCUCUGCUUUACUGUCGUCGAAUGACAGACAAUCAUUCGAAGAGCGGCUUUCCACAUAUCACUUGGUGCCGCCGACGAGGUUCGCGAUGGACCAUGUCACGCUACGAGCAGCCGAACGGCCAGAUGGCAUCGCCGUGCGUUGGUUCGCCGACCUCUCAACGGACGUUCCUCUCUCUACGUUCGUCCCGGAGACUAUCACGAAUCUUGAACUCGAGGAGAAAGCGAACCAGUUGGGUCGCUGGCUGCUCAAAAUUGGGCUUCAGAAAGGGCGCUCCGUCGCUAUCUGCAUGAAGCGGGAUAUUAUGUUCCACAUCGCGUUCAUAGGCGUUCUUCGGGCUGGCGGGUGCUACGUUCCCAUCGACGCCGAGCUUCCCGCGGAGAGGCAGCAAUUCAUCGCUAAAGACUCCGAGGCACAAUUUAUUCUCUCGACUUCGGAUAUGCCCUGCUUCUCUCUUCUUGGAAAUAUCGCGAUCGACGUCAAAGAUUCUGCUGUGCAGGAAGCAAUCGAGCAGCAAAGUGCGGAAGCGCUUUUGGUGCCCGAGCUAGACGACUUGUCGUACAUUCUGUAUACAUCUGGGACGACGGGGACACCCAAGGGUUGUAUCCUUACUCACCGUGGCCUUAGUGAGGCUAUUUGGGCCUUGAGUCAGUUUUGCGCCUCGGCGGAGCUCUCUCUUACUGGGCGAGUCAAUUACCUGUCCAUUGCAUCCGUUGCGUUCGACGUGCAUAUCGCCGAGAUCAUGGUGGCUCUUGCGGUCGGCAUCCCUAUCCUAUCUGCGCCACGUUCUCUUCUCCUAGAGGAUCUCCCGUACUACGUCACUCAUUUGCGCGUUUCACACAUGGGCAUUGUUCCAAGUCUCAUCGAGGCGACAAUGGGAGCGGUGCAAGAAACCGAGGACUCCGGGAUCAGUACAUCACUGCGCUAUAUUGCUAGUGGAGGUGAGAAGAUGAGCGAUGCGAUUCUUGACAAGUGGGCAUCCCAUCCUACAGUCCGCUUGGCCAAUUUCUACGGACCGAGCGAAGUGACCAUUGGUUGCGCUGCACGCAUGAUGGACAAGGACACACCCAGGGGGAACAUUGGACUCCCGUUCGCUAACGUUGCCGCCUUCGUUGUCGACGAGAACAUGAACAUUGUGCUUCGCGGCGGAAUUGGCGAGCUUGUCGUCGAAGGUCCCCUCGUGGGGUGUGGAUACGUCGGUCGUCCGGACCUCACGCAGAAGGCCUUCCUGAAGUUCCCGGAUGACGGUACUGACCGUUGGGCUUACCGGACCGGGGAUCUCGUGCGUAUGAUGGCGGAUGGAACCUUGGAAAUCAUCGGUCGCAUUGACACCCAGAUCAAGCUCCGCGGCGUGCGUAUCGAGUCGGAAGGUAUCUCGUCGAUAAUUCGCAGCGCCGCUGCUCCCAGCCGUACUCUCGACGUCAUGACCAUCCUCGCAAAGCAUCCUGCUAUCGGUGUCGACCAGCUGGCCUCAUUCAUUGCCUGGGAUACUUCGGUCCCUGUUGGCAUCCGCAAGGGAGGGAAGCCUUCUCUCACGUCCUCACCACCAGGUUUACUGCAGUCGCUCCGAGGCGCUUGCGAGCGUGAGCUCGCGAGCUAUAUGCGACCCAGCCACAUCAUACCUCUGACCUUCAUACCUCUGAGCUCGAAUGGAAAGGCCGAUGCAAAGGUUCUUACGGCCCUCUUCUUGAGCCUGGACUUGGACGCUCUGACUGGCCUCAUGGAUGAGGAAUCGUCUUCUCCAACGUCCGAAGAUGGCCACAACAAGCUCACCGAGAUGGAACAGAGGGUCGCCGAGAUCCUAGGAUCUCACGUCAAGGUCCCCCUUGACCGCGUCGGUCCACGCACGAACCUAUUUGAGCUCGGCCUGGAUUCCCUAGCUGUCACACGAUUUGCUGCUGAUCUCCGGAGGGCGUUCAAUGUCAUUGUCUCCCCAGCGCGGGUCAUGCAGUCUCCCGCCGUCAGUAGCAUAGCUACUCUCAUAGACAGCGACAAGUCGGGAUCUUGCCCGAACAAUGCGACGUCGUAUAUCUCCCAGUUCGUUGCUUCGAUCAAGGAGGAAGUGGUCGCAGCGUAUGCGCCAGAUGCGAUAGCUUCCAUCUUGCCGCCAUUCCCUGUGCAAGAAGGCAUCCUCUAUCGAUCCGCGAACGCGCCCACGAUGUACGUUCAGCAUGUCCUGAUGCGGCUAACGCCAGACGCAUCUGUGUCAUGUCUGCGGCGUGCCUGGGGCAACCUCAUAACACGACACGAGAUGCUACGUACCGUGUUCCACUUCGGGACGGAUCUGGUACAAGUCGUCCUUCGAGCCGAGACCUGUCCUCCACGAAUAGUGGGGAAAGAUGUGCCCGACUUCAACGAUGCCAGCUUCCAAGGAUACUUCUACGAACACGAAGCCUCCAUAGUCGCUCGUGAUCUGAACACUAGCAUCUCCAUUGUUCCUCCCGUUCGGUUAACCUUGUUCACGAACUCCGCAUCAUGUACAGUAUACGCUGCCCUAUCCAUCCACCACGCCUUGUACGAUGGGAUAUCUCUGCCUGUUCUCCUGCAGGAUCUGGAGCGCGAAUACAUUCAUCAACCUCAGCUGCCCUCCGCGAGUCUCCAGCAAGCGCUCGAGCACAUCACACUCACCGACCAGGAAGGAGCACGAACGUUCUGGACGUCGUACCUCAAAGACUAUCCAUGGGAGAGAUUGUUAAACAAGACGGCCUCCUCUGCUGUGGCCUCCGUUGUGUCGGUGCCAUUCGUAUCCUCGCUGUCAGAGCUCCAGAUGAAGGCUGCCCGACAGCAGGUCACGCUCCAGGCUCUUCUCAUGGGCGCAUAUGGUUCACUCCUUGCGCAGCAUCUCUAUGACCAUGACGAUGUGGUGUUUGGAGUCAUCCGUACUGGAAGAACGCUCCCAAUAGACAACAUAGAGACCACCAUCUGUCCGAUGAUUACCGUCGUUCCGGCGCGUGUGCGGCUUGCCGCUUCAUCCGAGGCGUUACAAAAUAUCCAGCGCGACAUUGCUCGUGUCAACGAGUACGAACACGUCCCUCUCAGUCGCAUCCAGAAAUGGACGACGGGCGGCGAUCGGUCUCUGUUCGACACGCUGUUUUCCGUUUCAUUCACGGCGAAGGGAGCCAGCAAGCUGUGGAGCGUCCUGGAAAGUCGGAAUCCAGAACCCGACUACAUACUAGCAGUAGAGAUCGUCCUAGAUCCCGAACAAGACACAGCGGUCGUCCACGCGGCUUACACGUCAUCAGACAUCUCGUCCGCAUUGGUUGUUGACAUAUUGCGCCAUCUGGAGGACACAGCGGUGCGCAUAGCGGAAACCAGCGAGUGGAGCCUAUGCUCGUCUCGCACGAGCCUUGCGUCCCCCAUGCGACAAGGAACAUCGGACGCUCCUCGUGAGGAUCCUGUCGACCCGACGGACAUCGACCAGCACUUGGUAUCGAAGAUCUGUGAUAUUGCGUCGCAAUUUCUCCGUGUGGACAUCGGCUUCGUGAAGGCGACAACGUCACUCUUGUCUCUCGGGCUAGAUUCCAUCAAGUCCGUAGGCCUUAGCCGCAAACUGUCGGCGGAAGGUAUGGAACUUUCGUCCGCUGAUAUCAUGAGGUUGUCUACUCCUCUGCGUCUUGCGGCGCUUAUUCAACGGACAACGUCCUCCGACCUGCCGACAGACCGCGUCUCCGACGCAUGGUUUGUGGCUGAAUGCGACAGAUUAGCCGAGGCACUGAAUUCGGAGAGAAUCAAGCUUUCUGCGGACGACAAUGUCCAGGUCUACCCUAUCAGCAUACUACAAGCGGGAAUGUUGUCUCAGACAAUCAGCUCUUGCGGACGCCUAUAUGUACAUCUCUUUCCCUUUAGCCUGUCUAUGGAUGUCGACAUCGUACGGCUGCGAGAUGCGUGGAAGAAGGCGAUUGCCACAUUCGAUAUAUUGCGAACAUCUUUCCAUUUUCUUCCAAGUGCGGGAGUGUGGUCGCAGGUUGUACACUCAAGCGCACCCUUCCCGUGGUUGGAGUCGCAAUACGACCCUGAGGCGAAUCUCACCCAGUCCCUCAAUCCCUUCCUGAAGUUCACAGACGAGCGCGACUUCUUCCGUCAACCACCCAUUAUGCUGCACCUGCUCAAGGGUACUUCUCCCGACUAUGGCCACCGACUAGUCCUUGUUCUGCACCACGCCUUGUACGACGGACUUGCCAUCGCACGGUUGUUUGACGCCGUCAAGGAGGUGUACUGUGGUUUGCAGCUGCCUGCAGCCAUACAGUACCACCAAAUGCUUCCUCGCCUGCUGUGGCAGGAGAAGAAUGGCGCGUCUUUCUGGGUCAAGCAUCUUCGAGACCUUCGUGUCGCACGCAUCACUCGCAAGCCAUCUUGUACAGCGGACACCUCUGUCCAUCAAGUCUCCCUGCCAGUGCGUGUUGCACGGGCAGAGAUACACCAAGCUUGCCGCCACGCAGAAAUUACACCUCAAUGCAUCGGACAGGCUGCAUUCGCUAAGUUGCUAUCUGCGCUGACUCACUGUCGAGAUGUCAUCUUCGGCCGCGUCGUGUCUGGUCGCGACUCUCCCGGAGCCGAAGAGGUGAUCGGCCCAAUGCUGAACACGGUGCCGUGUCGGGUUCUCCUCCAGGAUAGUGUCACAAACAGGACCCUCCUGAAGCGGAUUCACGACGCCAACGUUGCUUCUAUGCCUUGGCAGCACGCGUCAUUACGCGCUAUGCAGAAGGAGCUUCGAGUGUCCAGCCUUUGGGAUGGUCUGUUUGUGUUCCAACCUAGCCAGGAGUCCCUUGAGCCCGUGGAGAACUCGCCAUGGACUUUCGAUGCUGGCGAUGUCGAAGACAUCUUCGUCCAGUAUCCCCUCAACGUCGAGCUUCACGAGACAGACGCUGGCUUCGUGGUAAAGGCUGCGUGCACCUCCGAUAUCGUUGAUGCGCCCGGAUUGCGAACACUCGUAGAGCGAUAUGCGGCGUUCCUCUGCGACAUCAUUCGAUGUCCAGAUGAGCCGUGGUCUAUAGGCAUCCCUGAGACUGCUUCGGAAGUCCCGGCUACCAAGACUAUCAUAGUAUCCAAGGAUGCUCGAAAAGAACCUCAAGUAUGGAAUAGCCGCUUCGAUCCCUUCCGAGAGUUGUUGUCUACGACGACAAAGGCCCCUUCCUCCAAGAUCUUCGCCAGUACCAGUCUCACUGCCCUUGGCAUCGACUCCAUCACUGCCGUCCAGAUAGUUGCCAAAGCCAGACGACUUGGUUUCCGUCUGACCGCCGCGGAGAUCGUUCGGAGCAGGACAGUAGGCGAUCUCUUACUGAAGAUUGAGAAGGCAGGGGACCCGCCCCCAAAUGGCGUUGUCGAGGAAGCGUCUGUGGACGUAUCGCGUGCACGUUGGUCGACAAUACUACCUCCUUACGUUCUCGACCUCGUGGAGAGGGUCACAAUCGCCUCUCCUGGUAUGGAGUGGAUGAUCGGCAUGUGGCAACGGAGCAAAGGGUCUCGUUUCCAGCACGUCUUCGCCUAUCGCGUCGCUUUCGACGUUGAGCCCAGGAUGCUACAAGAUGCAUGGAACAGGCUCUUAUGCAGGCAUGCUAUCCUACGUUCAACCUUCGCCUACGACAAGGACGUCGGCGCACCUCGGGUCGUCGUUUUCAAAGCCGAAGCGCUCCACUCAUCGUGGUUCGAAGACUUACUACCUGCCUCAGCCGACUCGUUGGUCACAGUGCAAGAGCGGAUGAAGGCACUUGUAUCGAAUCCCCCUUCCGUCGAUCGUCCUAUCACUCGCGCAGUGUUUAUGCAAUCCCCUGAGGAGCGCUAUCUUCUGAUCCAUCUCCACCACUUCCAGUACGAUGCCUGGAGCCUGCCCUUACUCAUCGAAGACCUCCUACGCCUCUACGCGAGCGAGCACCCGACGAGUUCGAACGACCUAGACAGCUUUCUUCAAACUGUCAUUCCUCAGCCGCAGGCGACCCAAGAGCGACGGACAUACUGGGAGGCCGCGUUAUCCCACACAAAUAUUCCGGGUCUAUUCCCUUCGUUAUGCAAUCAAUCCAACUCGCGCGUGCGGUCGGUCUACACAGAUUACGCUGCGAUCUCGGGGGCCGCGGAGCUCGACAAACGUGCACGCAACGCCGCAAUCUCCCUCCAGAGCAUAUUCCUUGCAAGUUGGGCGCAGGUCCACGGAAGGCAUACUGCGUCCGACAGCGUGGCCUUCUCCCUGUGGCAUUCUGGGAGAACCGCAGACGUCAAGAACAUCGAGCGCCUCGCAGCACCCUGUAUCAACGUCCUCCCUUUCACAGUGUACAGGACGCGGGAUGACGAUACAGUGCUCAUCGCAAGACGGAUUCAGGAUGGUUUACAGGCACGUUCGACUGCCAUCGAACAAAGCCGACUCGUUGAUGUCCACGAGUGGGGCGCCGUCGGCCUCAAACCACUUACCAAUGUAUUCGUAAAUAUCAUCAAGGUCGCUCCUGACGUGGAGAGAACAAAUCAAGCACCCUUAGAACCUAUACAGAUGCCUUACUACAUACCCGAGGUGUCCAACGAGUUGGUAGGGAGCACCAUGCGUGUGACCGAGUUGAUUCAGGAUGAUAUCAUGAUUGACAUUAUCGUGGACGAAGCUGCGGAUAAGAUUGUCAUGUCGAUCGAAUUUGCGGGGACUGUCCUAGACACGUCCAGCGCGAGAUCGUUGCUGGAGGGAUGGGCGACGGGAGUUAGAACCGCACUGGAGAUUGAACAAUAGAAUGCAAAUGGUAGCAGAAAUAGCCUUACAUUGUUGUACUUGUCACCGUUACUCUCGACCCAUCCUAGCCACCUCUAAACAUUCCUUCUCCAGACCUUUGAGCCAAAUCA
Messenger RNA from Dichomitus squalens LYAD-421 SS1, 7656 nucleotides. Its product is annotated as peptide synthetase. Gene Ontology annotation, cellular component: cytoplasm. The record is from RefSeq and is a predicted model, not a curated record. Gene Ontology annotation, biological process: amino acid activation for nonribosomal peptide biosynthetic process; secondary metabolite biosynthetic process. The transcript has 14 exons. Bases 173 to 7546 code for a protein of 2457 amino acids. Gene Ontology annotation, molecular function: catalytic activity; phosphopantetheine binding. Lineage: Eukaryota; Fungi; Basidiomycota; Agaricomycetes; Polyporales; Polyporaceae.